This is a messenger RNA of Stylonychia lemnae, 2802 nucleotides long. Lineage: Eukaryota; Ciliophora; Spirotrichea; Sporadotrichida; Oxytrichidae. The record is from the annotation of a GenBank genome assembly.
AUGGUUUUGUAUGUCUACUUUUUCAACAUCUCAAAGAAUGACGUUAUCCUAAAUUUACUGUUUCAAUCUGAAGAACAUAUGAGCCCAAUAGCAAUGAUGAAAGCUUCUCAAAUCCAAAAUGUGAUACAAAUUUCUAUCAACCAUUUAAAUAGUAUAUCUCACUACUAUACUCUAAUAGGAAAUGGUUCUCUUACAUAAACAAAUCCAGAUUAAGCUAGAAAAUGGUAUUGGAAUCGUAAUGUAGUUUAAGAAAAUUUUAGUGGUUUUAAGAAGUAUAUGACUUAAGUGAGUCCCUAGCGUUGGGAAAGUAUUUUAAAUUCUAGUUGGUCUUGGAAUAAUAAUAAAGAGUAUUUAAGAUUUUAAGAUUUACCAUCUUUAGAAAAACAGGUGUUAUCAAUGGCUUCAACUACAGAUACUAUUAUUCAACCAAUUUAUAAGUCAAGUAAAGGGUAAUAUACAUUGAUAUAUUCAAUAUUCAGCGAUGGAAUCAUAUCUGAAUACCCAUAUAUUACUUAUCAACCUGAAGAAGAAAACCCUUUAUUGCUUUAACCUUACCCAAUCUAAGUAAAAGAUUUUUCCUCUAAGCAGAAUAAAUUAAGAAAUUAAGUCAAAGUUGAUGAUUCUAUAAAGGAUUCAAAAGAUAUCUAUAAUGAUAAUAAAAAAAGACCCACCCUAUAAGCGCUUGAUUGUUAAAAUUUAAAUUCACUUUCCGAUUAUGAGCCGAGAUGUUCCUCUUAUUACAUUAAUGCUUAGGAAAAUCCUGAAAAAACUGUUUUCAGUUCACCUUACAUUGAUAUUUUAUUGAAUAAUGUUUGCAUUACCUUAUCAAAGUUCUUCAAGUUGAAUAAGAGUGUAGAGGGCGUCGUUGCAAUGGAUUUAGAUAUGAAUUGGCUGAAUAAUGUCUCAAUUUUAGAUUAUAAGUACCGGGGAUAAGACAUGCUGAUAGCAAUAUGCCCGAUUAAUUUGAUUCUUGAUUCAGACACUAACAAAACUGAGCAUGUAUUUUCAAUAGGUAUCGCAAUGAAAUCAGAUGAUGUGACUACUCAAAUCAAAUCUCUCACUAUUAUCUCUGACAGAGUAAUUACAAUCCUUUGCAUUUUAGGAGCGUUGGUGAUUCUGACUUUGAUUACUGCUGCAAUUGUAGCUUAUGAAACUUCUCAUUAUAUUAUUAGACCACUUAGAAUGUUAAAUUCUAAAAUGAGGGAAAUUAUAAAUGCAAAGUAAGAAAUUGAGUUAAUAAACGAGGAAGAAACUUCAAAAGAACUCACAGAUUUGUAUGAUGUUUUCAAGAAUCUCAUUUCAGCUAAGAAAUUUGAAAAUAAUGACUUCAUUUAAAAAUCUGAUGCUUUAGCUGUGAUUGAUUUGGCUGAGGCUUGCAACAUGUUUGACUGUCAGAACUAUAAAGCAGCUGGUAUUUGCUAUAAUAAUAUUGCUAAUAUAUAAUUCAAGAACGAAAAAUAUAGCUAAGCAGCAGAAAACUUUUUUAACGCAAUAGAGUAGGCUAUGAUCUGUCUUAAAUUGAAAACUCCAUAAGAAGUUUAUGCUAGGUAGGAUAGAACUCUUUCGAGAGAAUAGUAUUCGAACCUCAUAGAUCCUGAAACUCCUUCAUUAGAAUAGAAAAUAUAUUAUGAGAAGGUAUUUGCUCAUAGAACUUAUCAGUAUUCUAUGUGUCUUUAUAAGGAGUUAAGAUACAAAAAUAGUAGUUUAAACGAUCCAAAUUUAACCUGGAAUAAGGUAGAUGCAUGGCUUAGAUAAUCAAUUUAGAGAUAUUAAGGUAUUAAGCAGGAUGAUUCUGCAUAGCCUUUAUUCAUAGAUCUGAUAAAAAAAAUAACUAUAAGUAGAGCUUAUUCAAACAUUCAUAAUAACAAGUUACUUACAGCUGAGAAACUACUUGAUUGUGCUUAAUUGAUGAUAAGCUUCAUUGAAAAAGGUAGAUUGCAUAUAAUAACAGAAGAAAGAGAAGAAGCACCUGUAAUUCCUAUUGAAAUCCUAAGAUAAAAAUAUCUUAUGCACGCAGGUUUACUUUAUACUGCUUUAAAUCAAGACAAAGUAGCAGCUGGAAUGUUUACAAGGUGCCUUAGAUCUGGGCAAAUUUAUGACCCCCGAAUUAGAAGAGAAUGUGUCCUUCAGCUUUAAUUGAUUUUUGAGAGACAUAAUUAAUACUCUCCAUCCCUAGAUAAAAUGAUUGAAUCUUUUAAUCACAAAAAUAAAGAUGUGGUGUUUUUAGUUAAUGUGGAAUAAUCUAUGGAACCUCAUACUUUAAAAUUUUAAGCUCAUUUAGAUUAUAUAUUUGAAAAGGGGCUAGAGCAAAGAGAUCGAAUAAGCCUUAUAACCUGUUCUAAAAAUUGUAGGAGAUUAUUUUCUUUGGUUCAUAAAGAAAAAAACUAUGUAUAGCUUAAAAAUCUUAUCACCAGAAUAAAAACAAAUCAAUAAACUAUCCCAUGCUUGCUAAAAGGUGUUAAAGAGGCUGUAAAAGAAUUUCUGGACUAAGAUCAUGAAUUUUUCUAAGAUCGUAAUAAAUUAAUAAUUUGUAUGACAAAUCAUUUGUCUGAAGCUGAUCUGCAGGAAGAUUACUUCAAUGAUAUUGAAUAUUUACUAAAUGAAUUCGAAUGCACACUUAUAGUAUUUGGAUAUGGACUCAAUAAUAAAGAGAAAAAAUAUUUUAGAAAGCUAUGUUUAAGUACAUAAGAAGGUAGGCUUUUAAUUGACCCAGAUUUAUAUUAAAUAGAAGAACUUUUUAUCUCACUGUCAAACUAUAAAUUUGAAAGCAAUAAAACUUUUAUCCUAGAGACUUUCAACUGA